Penicillium cataractarum is the source of this 1196-nucleotide messenger RNA. It is a transcript of the gene aspC, whose product is annotated as septin CDC12. Bases 1 to 1152 code for a protein of 383 amino acids. Lineage: Eukaryota; Fungi; Ascomycota; Eurotiomycetes; Eurotiales; Aspergillaceae. The record is from RefSeq and is a predicted model, not a curated record. Gene Ontology annotation, biological process: cytoskeleton-dependent cytokinesis. Gene Ontology annotation, cellular component: septin ring; cytosol; cell division site. Gene Ontology annotation, molecular function: molecular adaptor activity; GTPase activity; GTP binding. The transcript has 7 exons.
AUGUCUACAACGGAGACCGCCACUCCCAUUGGCAUUGCCAAUCUCCCCAACCAGCGACACAAGAUUGUCGCGAAGCGGGGUGCGGCUUUCACAAUUAUGGUUGCCGGAGAGUCGGGAUUGGGAAAGACUACCUUCAUCAACACCCUGUUCUCUACCACCAUCAAAAACUAUGCCGAUCACAAGCGCCGCCACCAGAAGCAGGUUGACCGCACCGUUGAGAUCGAGAUCACCAAGGCCGAGCUGGAGGAGAAGUUCUUCAAAGUUCGCCUGACCGUUAUUGAUACCCCCGGCUUCGGCGACUAUGUCAACAACCGCGACUCGUGGCAGCCCAUUAUUGAGUUCUUGGAUGACCAGCACGAAUCCUACAUGCUCCAGGAGCAGCAGCCCCGCCGUACCGACAAGAUUGACAUGCGUGUGCACGCUUGCCUGUACUUCAUCCGCCCCACUGGACACACCCUCAAGCCUCUCGACAUUGAGGUUAUGAAGCGCCUGAGCUCCCGCGUCAACCUGAUCCCCGUCGUUGCCAAGGCCGACACCCUCAGCCACGCCGAUCUGGCCAAGUACAAGGAGAGAAUUCGCGCCGUUAUCGAGGCCCAGGGAAUUAAGAUCUACACCCCACCAAUCGAGGAGGACGAUGAGCACGCCGCCACCCACGCCCGUAGCCUGAUGGCUGCUAUGCCUUUCGCCGUUAUUGGUUCCGAGAAGGAUGUCAAGGCCAACGACGGCCGUGUCGUCAAGGGUCGUCAAUAUGCUUGGGGUGUUGCCGAGGUGGAGAACGAGGACCACUGCGACUUCAAGAAGCUCCGUUCGAUCUUGAUUCGCACCCACAUGCUGGAUCUUAUCCACACUACCGAGGAGUCUCACUACGAGGCUUACCGUGCCCAGCAGAUGGAGACUCGCAAGUUCGGCGAGGCCCGACCCCGCAAGCUGGACAACCCCAAGUUCAAGGAGGAGGAGGAGAACCUGCGCAAGCGGUUCACCGAGCAGGUCAAGGUCGAGGAGAGCCGUUUCCGACAGUGGGAGCAGAAGCUCAUCUCUGAGCGCGACCGACUCAACAAGGAUCUCGAGGCUACUCACGCUGCCAUCAAAUCCCUCGAGCAAGAGAUCGAAGGCCUGCAGGGCUCCGGCACCCGCAGCCACGGUCGUCGCUAGAAUGGUGGUUCAAAAAGGGAGUUGGCACACUUGUGUUGGCUCUC